Molecule: messenger RNA, 450 nt
Organism: Diachasma alloeum
Lineage: Eukaryota; Metazoa; Arthropoda; Insecta; Hymenoptera; Braconidae
Product: carbonic anhydrase 2-like
Exons: 5
Coding region: 1-450 (149 amino acids)
Molecular function (GO): zinc ion binding; carbonate dehydratase activity
Source: RefSeq, a predicted model, not a curated record
AUGCAGGAUAUUAUAUCGCUCAAGUGGAAUGGGUAUGAAAACACACCCGAUAUUAUAACCGGGGCUAAUAACGGACACACAAUCAAAAUCAUUCCCAAGUGGGCGGAUGAAUCUAGAAGACCCUAUUUAUCUGGUGGACCUCUCAGUAGUCGAUACGUUCUCCAAGAAUCCCACUUUCAUUGGGGGGCGGAUAACAAUGUUGGAAGCGAACACACGGUCAAUGGAAAAAAGUUCGUCCUUGAGGCCCACAUGGUACACUGGAAACUCGAUUACGGUUCAUUCUCAGCAGCCGUUGAACAACCUGAUGGACUCGCAGUAGUUGGAUCGUUCUAUGAUAUCAACAAUAUACAGGACAAAUCUUCAUAUGCCGUUAAUGACAUCGUAAAUAUCGCCUCGAUACUCUCCGAAGAAGGCAAAGACGCAGACAUACAAGUUACCAAGGAUCUUUGA